Messenger RNA from Parnassius apollo (apollo), 207 nucleotides. NCBI's taxonomy places the organism in Eukaryota, Metazoa, Arthropoda, Insecta, Lepidoptera, Papilionidae. The record is from the annotation of a GenBank genome assembly.
AUGAUUACAAAUUCAGGAAAUGCAGACGAAUGCAGUGAAUCUGGAAAUGCUGAACAUCCAAAAAGAAACACGCCAGCUAGAAAAAGAAAGUUAAGGCAACUGGACAACAUUGUGACCAAAGCGAGACUGGUUGCUGAUGUUAUUGGAAACUCUGGCACUAGCUCAAAUCACUCAGAAACUAGUUUGAUGUUUUUGGCAAAAGUAUAG